Messenger RNA from Dreissena polymorpha, 2594 nucleotides. RefSeq names its product serine/threonine-protein phosphatase 6 regulatory ankyrin repeat subunit B-like. The transcript is spliced from 9 exons. Lineage: Eukaryota; Metazoa; Mollusca; Bivalvia; Myida; Dreissenidae. Gene Ontology annotation, cellular component: nucleus; cytoplasm. Gene Ontology annotation, molecular function: protein binding. The record is from RefSeq and is a predicted model, not a curated record. The coding region runs from base 136 to 1542 and encodes 468 amino acids.
UAAAUGGGUAAAUUACGACAACGAAUUUCAGUAUUUAAUAUAUUUUUAACUGUCAACCCAUCUUAUAGUGUAAUAAAUACUGUCAACAUGAGAUAAGGGAUUCUAAACACGUCUAAUGUUAUGAAUAAAUGCUAAAUGAAAGUGUUAUUAAUUUACCAAAAAGUGUUCUCCUUGACAAAAAUAAACAACAUGGCGUCUGCAAGCACUACCAGCAGCAAAAGAUCGGAAAAAGAGCGACUUAAAAAUGAACUGGGAUCUGCAACAGAGAAAGGUGAUGUUGAAAGAGUCAAGAUGCUUAUGGAGAAGGUGUCGCUCAACAAUGAAUUGCUGAUCAAACGGGAGGGGCUUGGCAAAAGUCCAUUACUUAUUGCAUGUACCUAUGGACAGCUGCCAGUAGUUGAGGAAUUCUUAAAGUCUGGAGUUGACCCAUUGUCAAGAAUGUCCAAUGGGCGCACCACGAUUCAUGAGGCUUGUGUUGGAGGCCACACAGAGUGCCUGAAAGCUCUCCUCAAGUACACAGACCAGGUGAAUGUCAAGGACAAGGAUGGCCAAACUCCUGCUCACCUGGCAGCCUUCAAUGGGGAACUAGGCUGUAUCAAAGUGUUGGCAGAAAACGGUGCUAACCUAGUGAUGGAGGAUUACAAGGGUCGCCAGUGUGCCCACCUGGCAGCCAUGAGGAACCACAAAAAGGUCGUACAGCUGUUGUUUGACCUUGGGGUUGACCUCGACUGCAGGUGUGAGAUUGGAAAGACACCUGUACACUACUCUGCACAGUUUGGAUCGUUAGAGACCUUGAUAUUGCUGGUACAGCGUGAUUGCGACAUCACGUUAGGGGACAACAAUGGUUACCUGGCCCUUCAUCAUUCUGCCAAGAAUGACAAGCUCAACUGCGCAAGGUUCCUGGUCAAGCAGGGUACUUCAAUAGAGGCGACACAGGCAGACGGAAAAACACCGGCACAUGUGGCAGCACUGAAUGGCUCUAUGGAAGUCCUUCACUGGCUCCUGGACAAGGGAGCAGACCCUAACAGCCAGGAUUACUUUGGUAACACGCCAGGCCACUAUGCAUGCGAAGGGGGAUUCCCCGGCUGCCUGAACUGCUUCCUGCAGCAUGAUGGGGAGAUAGACAUCCAGAACAUUAAGGGGGACACGCCCCUUGACACUGCCCGCAAGUUUGGACAUCCUCUACUCAUGGAGAAAGGAGUUAAGAACGAGGACCCUUGCCCGCAGUGCUUCGCUAAGUACAAGCAGGUGCAGUGGGACACCAUGCAUCCUCCGGCUCCUGUGGAGAGAAACAUUACCAAUGCAGGCACCACAGCAUACAAGAACCCAGUACCACCAUUCCUAAAAAUGCCAACCCAGCUUCAACAAAACCUUCUGAAGCACGAAGCUAGGAGAAAGAAAGAGAUGCCUCAGAAAGUCGUACAAAGUCGUGACAUGGCCGCAAAGUUUUAUGGCGAGCACUUAGACCCAAAUGAACUAUUCAAGUUUAAAGUACCAGACGGGAGGGAAUCCUUGCAACAUCUGAAAAAUAUUAAUACCUGAAUGUAUUUGUCUGUUAUCAAGAUUGUUUGUGUAUUUUUCUGGUAAACAUAAAUACAUUUAUAUUAUGUACAUGUAAUUUUUAAAUGUUUUGUAAUAUGUUCGCUGAAAGUGCAUUGUCAAACUUUGAUUAUACAAACUACUGGUAUUUAAACAAGAGAUGUGUUUGUCAGAAACACAAUGCCCCCUAUUGCGCUGCUUUGAAGCCAUAUAUUUGACCUAGAAGGAUGACCUUUACCUUUCACCACUCAAAAUGUGCAGCUCCAAGAGAUACACAUGCGUGGCAAAUAUCAAGGUGCUAUCUUCAAUAAUGCAAAAGUUUUUGCAAAACUUUAACCAAGGUUAAAGUUUUGGGACACACACAAUGAAUGAAUGACAGACAGGCCAAAAACAACAUGCCCCUGAUCUUUCGAUCCGGGGGCAUAAAAAACAAUGGGGAUUUAAUACAUAACUACUUGUAAAUAAUAAUAAUAAGAUUUAUUAUUAAUUAUACCACCCUAAUCAAGAAGCACUUAGUCUGUCUGUGGGUCUGUCCAUCUGUGUGAAACUUCCCUUCUCAGCCAUAACUUUACAAUAAUAAUUAGUUGUGACAUGUUCAAUGGGGAAUUAUACGCAGUUAGUUUGCAAUAAUAAUUUUGAGAUUAUAGCCAAUGCAGCACCAAAUUUGACAAAAAAAACAUACUUGCCCAUAACACCUGCCUCCAUUCCUCAGAGGUCAAGGUCACACUUAAAGGUUGAAGGUCAAAUUUUAGCCAUAAAACAUGUAAAAAAAUGUUUUGUUUUAGCCAUUUUUUCCUGUAUUUAUGGAUUUUGAAAUAAUUGGGCUCAAAUGUAAACCAUCCUAAGAAAACAUGUUGCGUGUAACACUUCUCCCCUCCCCAGAGGUCACGUUAAAUACUAAAUAUCUAAGUAAAAACAUAUGAAGCUAUGAUAUCGGUCUGUCUCACCACUUGUUGCUGCUCCUGUUCAUACUAACACCCUUUUAUUGUUGUGUUAACAUAUUUAAAUACUUUUCUUUGUUAUGUUUAAAAAAUAAACAUACAAUUGAAAUGCCA